CAACAUCCAUACUCUCAUUGCAUUCAAAUAUCAUAAUUUUCCAUAGCUUUCUAGAGCCAUUUGUGUGUGAAGGUUGAGUUGUUCUUGAGCGUACUUAGUUUACUCAUAAUCUACUCUACAAGAGAGUCUCGUUCUUGAGUGUACUUGUGUUCUUAGACACGUUGAGAGAAAGUAUUUCUCUCGUUGAUUCAAAGGAAGGUCUGUUUCCUUUGAAGGAUUCGUUGAGGUUCGUGUGACUCGAACUCUCAAGUUGUAACGGUUUGUUAAGCACCCGCAAGCUUAACGAGAUAGUAGUGUAGCUCGAGAGAGUCUCUCGGGAGGCUGGAUUAGCCACAAGUUGUGGUGAACCAGGAGUACAAGAAGGUCCCCCUGGUCAACUGGAAUGAGGUUUGCCAACCAAAGAAGUUUGGUGGGCUAGGUAUAAGGAAUGUGAUGAACUGGAAUUAUGCACCCAUCAUGAAUGUUGUUUGGGACAUAGAUGGAAAGAAGGACAUCCUUUGGGUUAGAUGGAUACACGCCAGAUAUAUUAAAGAGUGUGACUUCUGGACGUAUAAGCCUAAGCAGGAUUCUUGCCACUACUGGAAGGAAAUGAUGAGGGUGAAGGAAAAAUUUGCAGACAUGCCAACACAAUAUCCAUACACUAUUAGCAAGGGAUAUGAUUGGCUUCAAGGAGCUAGGGAGAAACCUAAAUGGAGAGACUGGGUGUGGAAUAAAUUUACCCCACCCAAGAUCAGAUUUAUAAUCUCGCUGUUUUGGAGAGGGAGGCUGCAGACAAAUAUGAACAUUAACACCAACUGUGAGCUGUGUGAAUGUGCAGUGUCAAUUUCCCUAUUUGAAGCAGUAAUGAAUGCUCUUGACCUACGGUAUAACAUAGGCUCUGAUGAGGAAUUUAGGAGAGCAAUACAAGGAAUGGCAGGGGGGGAAGCACAUGUAAAAGUGGAUAGCAACCUGGGCUACCUGCGUUUACCAGGUGUGGAGAUGGAGGAACGAGAGAAUCCACCAGAGAAGGAGUGAAGCUGGAGAGGCUAUUCACCAAGCAAUUUUUUAUAUUAAAUGUUACCUAAGCUAUAUGAAGGUAGUUUAAUAUGGUUGUUAUGUAGGUAUGGUUAGAGCUGAGGUAUGUUGUAAUGUGUUUGAACUAGUGUUUUGGUAAUGAAUUCUGUGAUUUUGU
Cuscuta campestris is the source of this 1171-nucleotide messenger RNA. The record is from the annotation of a GenBank genome assembly. Lineage: Eukaryota; Viridiplantae; Streptophyta; Magnoliopsida; Solanales; Convolvulaceae.